UGUCUCUCCUCUCUCUCUCCCUCUCUCUCCCUCCACCCCCCUCCUGCUGGACUCUGAGUACAAAGCUGCCCUUUGAAUGGGUUGCCUCAGGGCUGUUGGAGGUGCAGGCGUGGAAAAAAAAAUCCAACUGAGGCUACAGGAAGAGGGGCGGCAGUUUAAGAUGGCUGUCAGCAUCGAGGUGUGUUAAAAGAGUGGAGAAGGCUUGGCUUUUUUUUGGAGUGUGUGUGUGGGGGAGACUUUAGGGGGAAACUUUUCUCCUCCUCCCUUCCCUCCCCACCCAGAGGCAAUUGCUUUCUUCAGCUCCAUGGACUGAGGGGGUGCCCCCCUCCCCAUUCAGCUCUACGCGGAGAGCCUGGAGGAAACCCCCUUUAGCCAGUAUGCGAGCGGGAAGGUCAAAGGCAAAGAGAAAGUUAAUAAUGCCUGCUAAUGGUGCUAACAAUUCAGGAUGAAUCUUGUCAAAAAGUUUUUUUUUUCUGGAAGUGUGGGUCUUUGAUUGUGUUUCCCGAAAGCAAGACCAAUCAUUUCCGUUUAUUCACUGGCUAAACCCCCUACUUGAUUGGGGACAGGGACAGAAACCAUCCAUUACGAUCUGAUAUAUUAUCCAAACAAUUUAGUGUAUUCAUGAGGUAACCGAAACGUGGGGGCCGCGAAAUUACCCGUAAUCAAUUGCAAACAGCGAGUGUGCGUCCCCCGGGUGUCGGACAACCACAACUCAGGCCGUCUCAGUAACAGGCGGAGCCGCCGCGUUUUGGAGUUGCGCUGUUCGCUACCUGAUCGCCAGGCUGGGGACACUGGACGUGCUCAGAGAACGCGAGCGGCUGACGAGGCGGCCUCGCCACUACUCCACCGGGAUCCUGGGACCAGACCUGCAGCCUCUCUCCUAGCGCGCCACUCUCCUGUCGCCGCUGACCCUCCGCGGCCGCCGAAGCCACCCCGCGGGGACAUUCAUUCUCGCGGGCGACGGAGCUUAGGGGCUGCGUUGUAGGGGUUUUGUCCCCCCUCUGCCUCUCUCUCUUUUUUUUUCCUCCCUACCCCCUCCCCCUUCUCUUCUUUUCUGUGUUGUUUUGCCUAUGUUCGGGAAACCAGACAAAAUGGACGUCCGGUGCCACUCGGACACCGAGGCCGCCAGGGUCUCCAAGAACGCGCACAAGGAGAGCCGGGAGAUCAAGGGCGCCGAGGGGAGCCUUCCGGCCGCCUUCCUCAAGGAGCCGCAGGGCGCCUUUUCGGCGUCUGGCGCUUCGGAAGAUUGUAACAAAAGUAAAUCCAAUUCCUCCGCAGACCCGGAUUACUGUCGCCGGAUCCUAGUCCGAGAUGCCAAGGGGUCUAUCCGAGAAAUCAUCCUGCCCAAGGGCCUGGACCUGGAUCGGCCCAAGAGGACACGCACGUCCUUCACGGCGGAGCAGCUCUACCGGCUGGAGAUGGAGUUCCAGCGUUGCCAAUAUGUGGUGGGCCGGGAGAGAACCGAACUGGCUCGGCAGCUCAAUCUUUCUGAGACCCAGGUGAAGGUCUGGUUCCAGAAUCGGCGAACCAAGCAGAAGAAGGACCAGGGCAAGGACUCCGAGCUGCGGUCGGUGGUGUCGGAGACCGCCGCCACGUGCAGCGUGCUGCGGUUGUUGGAGCAGGGCCGCCUGCUGUCGCCGCCCGGCCUGCCUGCCCUGCUGCCUCCCUGUGCUACCGGCGCUCUCGGCUCGGCGUUGCGCGGGCCCAGCCUCCCGGCCCUGAGUGCUGGCGCUGCGGCGGGCUCCGCCGCUGCUGCCGCCGCCGCCGCCGCCACUGCCCCGGGGCCCGCAGGCGCGGCAUCUCAGCACCCGCCUGCCGUGGGCGGCGCUCCCGGCCCAGGGCCUGCAGGGCCCGGGGGACUGCACGCAGGAGCACCCGCUGCCAGCCACGGUCUCUUCAGCCUGCCGGUACCGUCGCUGCUAGGCUCCGUGGCAAGCCGCCUGUCCUCCGCCCCGUUGACGAUGGCUGGUUCGCUAGCCGGGAAUUUGCAAGAACUUUCAGCCCGGUACCUGAGCUCCUCGGCCUUCGAGCCUUACUCCCGGACCAACAAUAAAGAAGGGGCCGAGAAAAAAGCGCUGGACUGAUUUUAAGUGUUACCCUGUAUUUAUAUUUAUAACAUCUAUUGUGGUGGUAUUUAUGGACUCGCGCGGCGCGUUAGGCGCCCAGGGCUCCUGCGCUGGCCUUCCUGGCCCCCACUAGGCCUGUGACUGCUCCCCCAUACGCGCCCCUCCCCGCAGGCUACUGAUUUCAUCUCACUUGAGCUGUUUUUUGUUCUUCUCUCUACUUUUCCUCCCUCCCUCCAAAACCAGCUUCCUUCUGAAUCCAGGAAUGAUCCAAAGAAUUGGGGAGAAAUACCCGAGUUAACCAAUCCCUGGUUCCCCCAUCCCUACCAGUCAGGGAGGGAACACACUCAGCCUAACCCUAACCCCCCCCCUCACACACACACACACACCUGUUCUGGUUAGGGGCACUGACGCACCGCUCUUACGAAUUUUUGAAAGAGGAAAUAUGUUCGCAGGCCGCCAGGGACUAAAAAAGGCUUCUCGGUUUCUUUAGACCCCCCCAAAAGGGCCUAUCUCCUCUUGUCAAAGAAACCAGGGUUUUUGGAGUUCUUGGCCCCGAUUUUUUAGAUCUCUCAGGAUAACUGGUGCAUAGUCAGCUCCUGUCCGAACAGAGCUGAUGAGUUUUACUCCCUUUAGAGAAACUCUAAUCGCAAGCCCCUCGACCCCGAGAAACUAUAAAUCAAACGUCUUGUUAGGUAAAGGUGGUAAUAAAUUUGAUCUAACAGCAAUAAGGCAAGAGUAAUUGUUAUAUAAAACCAGAUAAAAUUGUUACCUAUUUUCAAACACUCAUAAAUAGUUGGGUUUGCAAAAUGUAAGGAAUUCUUGCUAGAGAACGCAUCACGGGGGCCGUGCAAAAUUAAAAUCCUGAGUGCUAUGACGUUAAAUAGGAACUUAAAGAGGAAAAGCCAAUGAUGCCAAGGAGGAACGAUUCAGGGCCAUGGCUGUCCUCCCAAGACAGCGCGGUGGCUGGUGGUCGGCUCCCAGACGCAAAACUAAGGUGGAAUGGCUGGGCUUGGAAGCAAAUCAACACCGGCUGUCUGCUGUCUUCUGAACUUACAUCUGCAAAGGGUUUUCACUCCCCGGGCUUCCGGAGCACUUCCUUUCAGAAGGACUGUUGGGAUGGAUGCCCAGCACUAUGGCCUUCACGGGUCCUAGUUCCUUGGUACCAGUGGUUCUUUGCAUGGCACACAGGGCACACACCUCUUCCUUCUCAACCCCACCACGUGGGUGCAGCAACCCGAGCCCCCAGAGCCACCACCACCUUAUUUUAACCAAAACCACAGGCCCAGAGCGCGAGGUGCCUCAGUGUCUGGAAUGUAUUCACCCAUCUGAAACAAGCGCAAAACAUUAAAAAUAUUAGUAACUUUAUUGUAAAUUAUUUACAUGCGAAGUUUUUUUCCCUUUUCGUUUUUUUCAUUUCUUUUCUUGUUUCACUUUUUCUUUUCUUUUUUUGUUCCUCUCUCUUUCUCUCUCUCUCUCUCUUAGGUAAAUAGUGAAGAAAAUAACGAAUGAUUCAAACGCGGGUAGGUGUCACUGAAUCCUGGCUACUAACUGUGUUCUGGAUGUCUUGGCUCUUUGGAUGUUUUUGUAUUUAUGUGGUGAGAGUGAAAAAAAUAUAUAUCUAUGAUGAUGACAAA
This is a messenger RNA of Mesocricetus auratus (golden hamster), 3700 nucleotides long. It is a transcript of the gene Vax1, whose product is annotated as ventral anterior homeobox 1. Gene Ontology annotation, biological process: brain development; neuron differentiation; central nervous system development. NCBI's taxonomy places the organism in Eukaryota, Metazoa, Chordata, Mammalia, Rodentia, Cricetidae. The coding region runs from base 1071 to 2084 and encodes 337 amino acids. The transcript has 3 exons. Gene Ontology annotation, molecular function: DNA-binding transcription factor activity, RNA polymerase II-specific; DNA binding. The record is from RefSeq and is a predicted model, not a curated record.